Messenger RNA from Carlito syrichta (Philippine tarsier), 3904 nucleotides. RefSeq names its product FLII, actin remodeling protein (gene FLII). The record is from RefSeq and is a predicted model, not a curated record. The transcript has 29 exons. Bases 67 to 3573 code for a protein of 1168 amino acids. Gene Ontology annotation, molecular function: phosphatidylinositol-4,5-bisphosphate binding; actin filament binding. NCBI's taxonomy places the organism in Eukaryota, Metazoa, Chordata, Mammalia, Primates, Tarsiidae. Gene Ontology annotation, biological process: actin filament severing; barbed-end actin filament capping; actin polymerization or depolymerization. Gene Ontology annotation, cellular component: cytoplasm; actin cytoskeleton; nucleus.
GUCUUGGCCCUCCUGGGGCUCAGAGUCCAGCAGGAGAGACAAGUCUUAGGCCAACACAUUUGUCACAUGGGGGCUGUCAUUAGUCCCAUUUUAUGGGUGAAGAAAUUGAGUGAAGAAGUGACCUGUCCAUGGCCUCAGCUGGGUGGCUAUUUCCCUGAGAAUGUCAAGGCCAUGACCAGUCUGCGAUGGCUGAAGCUGAACCGCACUGGCCUCUGCUACUUGCCAGAGGAGCUGGCUGCCCUACAGAAGCUGGAACAUUUGUCUGUGAGUCACAACAACCUGACCACGCUUCACGGGGAGCUGUCCAGCCUGCCAUCGCUGCGGGCCAUCGUGGCCCGUGCCAACAGCCUGAAGAACUCUGGAGUCCCUGAUGACAUCUUCAAGCUGGAUGACCUCUCGGUUCUGGACCUGAGCCACAACCAGCUGACGGAGUGUCCACGGGAGCUGGAGAACGCCAAGAACAUGCUCGUGCUGAACCUCAGCCACAACAGCAUCGACGCCAUCCCCAACCAGCUCUUCAUCAACCUCACCGACCUGCUGUACUUGGACCUCAGCGAGAAUCGCCUAGAGAGCCUGCCCCCCCAAAUGCGCCGCCUUGUGCACCUGCAGACGCUUGUGCUCAAUGGAAACCCACUGCUGCACGCCCAGCUCCGGCAGCUCCCAGCCAUGAUGGCCCUGCAGACCCUGCACCUGCGGAACACCCAGCGCACCCAGAGCAACCUCCCCACCAGCCUGGAAGGCCUGAGCAACCUGGCAGAUGUGGACCUGUCCUGCAAUGACCUGACACGGGUACCUGAGUGCCUGUACACCCUUCCCAGCCUGCGCCGCCUCAACCUCAGCAGCAACCAGAUCACAGAGCUGUCCCUCUGCAUCGACCAGUGGGUGCACGUAGAGACCUUGAACCUGUCCCGCAACCUGCUCACUUCACUCCCCUCAGCCAUCUGCAAGCUGACCAAGCUGAAGAAGCUGUACUUGAACUCCAACAAGCUGGACUUCGACGGGCUGCCUUCGGGCAUUGGCAAGCUGACCAGCCUAGAGGAGUUCAUGGCCGCCAACAACAACCUGGAGCUGAUCCCCGAAAGUCUCUGCAGAUGCCCAAAGCUGAGGAGACUCGUCCUGAACAAAAACCGCCUGGUGACCCUCCCAGAGGCCAUCCACUUUCUGACGGAGAUCGAGGUCCUAGACGUGCGGGAGAACCCCAACCUCGUCAUGCCUCCCAAGCCCACUGACCGCGCUGCGGAGUGGUACAACAUCGACUUCUCACUGCAGAACCAGCUGCGGCUGGCGGGGGCCUCUCCUGCCACAGUGGCUGCAGCAGCAGCUGCAGGGAGUGGGCCCAAGGACCCCCUGGCCCGCAAGAUGCGCCUUCGGAGGCGCAAGGACUCAGCCCAGGACGAUCAGGCCAAGCAGGUGCUGAAGGGCAUGUCCGACGUGGCCCAGGAGAAGAACAAAAAGCAGGAGGAGGGUGUGGAUGUGGGGACCCCUGGAGGAAAGGCGCGGCGCUGGGACCAGGGCCUGGAGAAGCCGCGCCUGGACUAUUCUGAGUUCUUCGCCGAGGACGUGGGCCAGUUGCCCGGCCUGACCAUCUGGCAGAUCGAGAACUUCGUGCCUGUGCUGGUGGAGGAAGCCCUCCACAGCAAGUUCUACGAGGCUGACUGCUACAUUGUGCUCAAGACCUUCCUGGACGACAGCGGCUCCCUGAACUGGAAGAUCUACUACUGGAUCGGCGGGGAGGCCACACUUGACAAGAAGGCUUGCUCUGCCAUCCACGCCGUCAACUUGCGCAACUACCUGGGUGCGGAGUGCCGCACGGUGCGAGAGGAGAUGGGCGACGAGAGCGAGGAGUUCCUGCAGGUGUUUGACAACGACAUCUCCUACAUUGAGGGUGGAACAGCCAGUGGCUUCUACACUGUUGAGGACACGCACUACGUCACCAGGAUGUACCGUGUGUAUGGGAAGAAGAACAUCAAGCUGGAGCCUGUACCCCUCAAGGGGGCCUCCCUGGACCCUAGGUUUGUUUUCCUGCUGGACCAAGGGCUGGACAUCUGUGUGUGGCGGGGGGCUCAGGCCACGCUGAGCAGUACCACCAAGGCCAGACUCUUUGCAGAGAAAAUCAACAAGAACGAGCGGAAAGGGAAGGCAGAGAUCACGCUGCUGGUACAGGGCCAGGAGCCUCCUGAGUUUUGGGAGACACUGGGCGGGGAGCCCUCUGAGAUUAAGAAGCACGUGCCUGACAACUUCUGGCCACCCCAGCCCAAGCUGUACAAGGUGGGCCUGGGCCUGGGCUACCUGGAGCUGCCACAGAUCAACUACAAGCUCUCCGUGGAGCACAAGAAGCGGCCCAAGGUGGAGCUGAUGCCGGGGAUGCGGCUGCUGCAGAGCCUGCUGGACACGCGCUGCGUGUACGUCCUGGACUGCUGGUCCGACGUGUUCGUCUGGCUGGGCCGCAAGUCCCCGCGCCUGGUGCGCGCCGCCGCCCUCAAGCUGGGCCAGGAGCUGUGCGCGAUGCUGCACCGGCCGCGCCACCGGCUGCCUGAGGAGGAGUUCGGCCACUUCUACACGCAGGACUGCUACGUCUUCCUCUGCAGGUACUGGGUGCCCGUGGAGUACGAAGAGGAGGAGAAGGAGGACAAAGACGAGAAGGCAGAGGGCAGGGAAGGCGAGGAAGCCGAGGCGGAGGAGAAGCAGCCCGAGGAGGACUUCCAGUGCAUCGUGUACUUCUGGCAGGGCCGCGAGGCCUCCAACAUGGGCUGGCUCACCUUCACCUUCAGCCUGCAGAAGAAGUUCGAGAGCCUCUUCCCAGGCAAGCUGGAGGUGGUGCGCAUGACUCAGCAGCAGGAAAACCCCAAGUUCCUGUCCCACUUCAAGAGAAAGUUCGUCAUCCACCGGGGCAAGAGGAAGGCAGCCCAGGGAGCCCUGCAGCCCAGCCUCUACCAGAUCCGCACCAACGGCAGCGCCCUCUGCACCCGGUGCAUCCAGAUCAACACUGACUCCAGUCUCCUCAACUCCGAGUUCUGCUUCAUCCUCAAGGUUCCUUUUGAGAGUGAGGACAACCAAGGCAUUGUGUAUGCCUGGGUGGGCCGGGCAUCAGACCCUGACGAAGCCAAGCUGGCAGAAGACAUCCUGAACACCAUGUUUGAUGCCUCCUACAGCAAGCAGGUCAUCAACGAGGGUGAGGAGCCUGAGAACUUCUUCUGGGUGGGCAUCGGGGCACAGAAGCCCUACGACGAUGACGCGGAGUACAUGAAGCACACCCGGCUCUUCCGGUGCUCCAACGAGAAGGGCUACUUUGCGGUAACUGAGAAAUGCUCUGACUUUUGCCAAGAUGACCUGGCAGAUGAUGACAUCAUGUUGCUAGACAAUGGCCAAGAGGUCUACAUGUGGGUGGGAACCCAGACAAGCCAGGUGGAAAUCAAACUGAGCCUGAAGGCCUGUCAGGUGUACAUCCAGCACAUGCGGUCCAAAGAGCAUGAGCGACCGCGCCGCCUGCGCCUGGUCCGCAAGGGCAAUGAGCAGCACGCCUUCACACGCUGCUUCCAUGCCUGGAGCACCUUCCGCAAGGCCCUGGCCUAGGGCCGCCCGUCACAGCCCCAGGCCUGGGUGAGAAAGAGGAAGGGCCCUCUGUCUGCUACUUGCUAUUGGAGAAUGCGCGCAGGUGACAGCCCCUGGUCCUGCCACCUUCCAGUGCUACAGCCCCCAGCAGCACACAGCCCCAAGCAGCACCAGUGAGGGUGACCUGAUGGGUACCCUGGGGGGGUCUGGGAGAUCGGGCUCCCUCCAGUGUGAGCGCACGUGUGAAAUCCCCACCCUUCACCGCCAGGGAGAAAGCAAAUGUGGUUGCUCUUUAAGAGGUAUUAAAUGCUUUUAUUUUCGAUAUUAAAAAUCAGUAUUUUUAAUAUUAAAA